This is a messenger RNA of Perkinsus marinus ATCC 50983, 945 nucleotides long. RefSeq names its product 26S proteasome regulatory subunit, putative. Gene Ontology annotation, biological process: positive regulation of transcription by RNA polymerase II. The coding region runs from base 1 to 945 and encodes 314 amino acids. The record is from RefSeq and is a predicted model, not a curated record. The transcript is spliced from 9 exons. Lineage: Eukaryota; Perkinsozoa; Perkinsida; Perkinsidae. Gene Ontology annotation, molecular function: chromatin binding; histone binding; ATP hydrolysis activity. Gene Ontology annotation, cellular component: nucleus.
AUGGCGGGUCCACUGGAAAGCCGUAUAGGGCAGUCCAAUCUGGCUACAGGAGGGUCAGCGGGAGGGAGAGGGAUAAGCUUCCUCAAUGAGACCAUCGACUGUAGCGAGCUGGAUAGCUGGGAUGCUAUUGGAGGGGAGACUGUACGGAGGCAUAUACAUCACGUUGUGGAAUCGGUGCUUCUUCCUCUAAUAUACCCCGAGCUGUUCCAAGGUCUGGGUGUAUCCCCUCCACGAGGGCUACUCUUGCAUGGUCCACCGGGUACUGGGAAGACUCUAUUGGCGAGGUGUCUGGCUGGCAGCUGUUCUCGUCUUGGUGGGGGAGCUAAAGUGAGCUUCUUCAUGAGAAAGGGAGCGGACGUUUUAUCGAAGUGGGUUGGCGAGGGCGAGAGGCUCCUUCGUGAGCUUUUCGACCAGGCUCGGAAGGCUCAGCCUAGCAUUAUAUUCUUCGAUGAGAUUGAUGGCUUAGCACCAGUCCGUAUUGCUAGUGGAGGGUCGAGUCAUAGCAGCUCACUUGUCGCUACGCUGUUGGCCCUCAUGGAUGGUCUCGAUGGGAGAGGUGACCGUGUUGUCGUGCUGGCUGCGACCAAUCGUCCAGAUGCCGUUGACCCAGCGCUACGACGGCCAGGACGCUUCGAUAAGGAGUUGCGAUUCUCCCCUCCUAGGGGAGCAGCAGAUCGUCGUGCCGUAUUGGAGGUCCACACUCGGAGGUGGCGGUCGGAUCAGAUGCCGCCGGGAACAGCAGCUUGGAUAUGUGAUCCUUCGAGAACAGCAGGUUUCACUGGUGCAGACUUGAAGGCUCUGACCGAAGAGGCUGUGAUGAUGGCGGUCAGAAGGACGUAUCCCCAAAUAUACGAGGAAGCUAUCAAACAGACCUCUGGAGACUUGAACGGCGCAAAGCGAAAAGUUGAUGGUCUCGGCGUCCAAUGUGAUCGUUACACCACUUGA